AUGGAUCUUCAGCUAUGCAUGCAGCAGGCUCUGUCGCCUCUUCAUCUUGAGGAAGGUGGUCCUCCCUUUGCUGAACCAGGUGCCACUGUCUUCAUCUUCUUCUCUGGUCUUUGUAGAAAAUCUUCAGAGGUCCGACUCCAAAUUUCAGUGUUAGAGGAGUUGAAUCCAAAGCUCACCAGUGCAAAAUUCUUCUCCAAAUUGGAUGCUAAAAAUAGUUACUGGUCUGUCCAUCUGAUGGAAAGCUCUCAGGAAUUGACAACAUUUUGGACAUCGUCCGGAAGAUAUGACGACUUCAUCAAACCUACCAACACCCCACAACAGACAAUGCUGUUGAGUACAAGUUUAUCUUCACCAGCUGAACUUAUGUUUGGGAGGCAAAUUCAAACAAGCCAUUACCUAUCCAAGUUUCUACAUGUACAUGAUGAGCUACUGGAAAAACAGGGGAAGAUGAAGGAUAUGCAUACUGACAUGCAGGAGUUUCCAUCUGAAAUAACUAAGCUCUUUGCUCACAAACCCCGAGAGCACAAGGGGAUGGCUCUGCACAGUCUCACUCUCUGGGUCUCUCUAGCCUCCUUGUUUAAUGCUGCUGGAGUAUAUGGUGACUGCUGGCUCAUUGAGGGAGAGAAAGGAUUUGUGUGGCUGGCAAUUUGCAGCCAAAACCAACCCCCAUACGAAUCCAUUCCUCAGCACAUCAACAGCACCAUCGUGGACCUCCGGCUGAAUGAGAACAAGAUCAAAAGUGUCCAGUAUUCCUCACUGAACAGGUUUGGCAACCUGACAGAACUCAAUCUGACCAAGAAUGAUAUUUCCUACAUCGAGGAUGGAGCCUUUUCUGCCCAGUACAACCUGCGUGUUUUGCAACUGGGAUUCAAUAAGCUUCGGAACAUCACUGACGGUAUCCUGCGGGGACUGGGCAGGUUGGAAUAUCUCUAUCUCCAAGCCAACCUAAUUGAGGUGGUGAGUCCCAAUUCCUUUUGGGAAUGUCCCAAUAUUAUGAACAUCGACCUGUCCAUGAAUCGGUUGCAAACAUUGGAAAGUUCCACCUUCCAUGGUCUUGGCAAACUCACGACUUGUGAACUCUAUGGCAACCCAUUUUACUGCUCCUGCAAUUUGCUGGGCUUCCUGAAAUGGCUGGUGCAGUUCAACAACACCACCAGGAGCUAUGAUCGGAUGCAGUGUGAAUCCCCAUCUCGUUACGCAGGCCAUGCCUUGCUGAGCCAAAGCCAGACACAGAGCGCCUACAGCUUGCUUGUCUCAACUUGUGAUGACACCUACACCUUUGACCCCAAGUUCAUGCCUACCCGGAUGCCCCCGACCACCACCACCUCUGACAGCCCUUGCGGAGCUGAAGACUGCUCCUCAGGCGAUGAUCCCACUCCCAUUAUAACCUACCAUUCCCCUACCCGUGAAACUCGUGCACCAGUGAUAAAGGUAGAGCAUGUUACUUACACAACUGCCACUUUGUUAGUGCAGAUCCCCCGGCCUUUCAGUAAAAUGUACAUUCUGGUGCAAUACAACAACAGCUUUUAUGCAGACAUAAAGAAGUUGCAAACAGAACAAGAGAUCAUUAAGCUGGACAGGCUCCAGCCCCACACCGCUUACACAUACUGCGUGGCAUCUAUCCGGAAUGCCUUAAGGUACAAUCAAACCUGUGUCACGUUUUCUACAGGAAGCGACAAGACAAGAGGCACAGUACCGCCACCAUCAACUGCAACACACUACAUCAUGACUAUUCUUGGCUGCCUUUUUGGGAUGGUCAUAGUGCUGGGGCUGGUGUAUUACUGUCUGCGCAAGAAGAGACAACAAGAGGAAAAGCACAAAAAGCCUGGCAGUAUGACGAAGACUAUCAUUGAGCUGAAGUAUGGGGCGGAGAUGGAAGCCAGCACCAUCUCCCAGUUAGUCCAGAAACCAGUGCCGCCUUGCGAAGCCGCACCCAGGAUGCCUUUCCUUCCAUCAUCAGGGGACACAGAGUCACAUAAGCUUCAGGAGUUGAGCGAGACACCUAAAACCACCAAGGGCAACUAUAUUGAGGUGAGAACGGGGGAGUCUUCCGAUCGGAGGGACGUAGAAGGAGGUGGGCAGGGCCGGAGUUCUGCUGCAGAGAUCUCGACUAUUGCCAAAGAAGUGGAUAAGGUGAAUCAGAUCAUCAAUAAUUGCAUAGAUGCACUGAAAUCAGAGACUGGCUCUUUCCAAGGAGGUAAGGUUGGGGCCAUGGCUUCAGUGGACCCCCAGGUGCUAAUGAUCACCGAGCAACCGCAGGGCAAGCCUGGGUUCUUGUCCCCCAUUUCUAAGGAGAGUUACCAUCCACUGCAGAGGCAUAGCAGUAUCGAAGAGACCCCUAAACGCCCCAGCACCUCCUCCAGUGGCUCCGCAAGAAGUCCCAGGUCCUUCCACUCCGAUAUCUCGGUGCCAGGGCACGCCUGCAGGUCUGAGGCCCAGUACAUCGAGAAGGCAUCUCCGAUUGCGGCCAGCAGCCCGGCCGCAGUCCCACGGGCACAGCAGCGCAGCGAGCACCGCCACUCCUAUCCGGGUCGGCGCCAGGAUGAUCAGCCACUGUCAGAGGGACCGAGCGGCCGCAGCAAGCCUUCCAUCCUGGAGCCGCUUAGCCGGCCCCGGCGGGAUAUGGCAUACUCGCAGCUCUCACCUCAGUACCAUAACCUCAGCUACUCAUCCAGCCCGGAGUAUAGUAGCAAGCCGCCUCUGGGCAUCUGGGAACGCUUCAGAUUGCACAAGAAGAGGCACAAAGAGAGAGAGGAAGAGUACAUGGCAGCGGGACAUGCGCUGAGGAAAAAAGUGCAGUUUGCCAAGGAUGAGGACCUGCACGAUAUCCUCGAUUACUGGAAGGGUGUCUCCAAUCAGCACAAAUCUUGAGCCCUUGAGAUAUUGAAAGUAAUCGGACCAAAAAAACCAAUCAAACAAAAACUUUACAGCUGCUGUUUUUAACCUGACCAACUCUACUGUUCUUAAAAACUUUAAUCUCCCUCACAAGUCUGUGCACCAAAACCCUCAAAACUGAAGUCUAAAACCUGUACAAAGGAUUUCUUUUUUAAAAUUAUAUAUAUAUAAGAUAUAUACAUAUAUAAAGGACACCCAGAAGCCUUGGAAUAUUGGAUGUUAUUUAUCGCAUGACUCUGUCCUGUGACUGUGACUCACUGUAGUAUACAUGGGGCAUUAUGGUUCGUUGUACAAUGUACACUGUGACUAGACUGUGCCGUAUAAUUGUAGCUCACACACCGCUCACACCUU
Carcharodon carcharias (great white shark) is the source of this 3246-nucleotide messenger RNA. RefSeq names its product protein ELFN1-like. Gene Ontology annotation, molecular function: protein binding. Lineage: Eukaryota; Metazoa; Chordata; Chondrichthyes; Lamniformes; Lamnidae. The coding region runs from base 1 to 2871 and encodes 956 amino acids. Gene Ontology annotation, cellular component: plasma membrane. The transcript is spliced from 5 exons. The record is from RefSeq and is a predicted model, not a curated record.